Molecule: messenger RNA, 1194 nt
Organism: Neoarius graeffei (lesser salmon catfish)
Lineage: Eukaryota; Metazoa; Chordata; Actinopteri; Siluriformes; Ariidae
Gene: pex2
Product: peroxisomal biogenesis factor 2
Exons: 2
Coding region: 72-977 (301 amino acids)
Biological process (GO): protein import into peroxisome matrix
Cellular component (GO): peroxisomal membrane
Molecular function (GO): zinc ion binding
Source: RefSeq, a predicted model, not a curated record
CUGAGAAAGCAACCCGGAAGUGAAGGAGCGCUUAUUAUUUCAGCGUGUUGGUUUUAGUCCAGCAGCUCAAAAUGGCUGGAAGCGAGAGCUCAUCACAUCGCGUCCUGAGGAUCAGCCAGCUGGACGCUUUUGAGCUGGACGAUGCCCUGGAGCAGCUCGUCUGGUCCCAGUUCUCUCGAUGCUUCCAGCAUUUCAAACCAGGCCUGCUGACUGGUGUAGAGCCGGAGCUCAAAGCUCUGCUGCAGCUCCUCGUGUGGAGAUUCACCGUGUAUUCCAGGAGCGCCACGGUGGGCCAGACGCUGCUCAACAUCCGCUACCACAACACACUCAUCGCUGGACAGAAGUACAGGUCUCUGAGCAGGCGGCAGAAGCUGUGGUUCGCUUUGCUCACGGUGGGCGAGAAGUGGUUGAAGGAACGUUCUCACAGCUUGUUCCUCAGCCACGGUGCGCAUUCAGGCCUCCAGAGAGCACGUCAAGCUCUAGCCGUGGUUAGCAGCGCAGUUAAAGUGGCUAGCCUGAUCAAUUUCAUGCUCUUUCUUCAAAGCGGGACGUUUCCCACUCUGACGGAGAGGAUGCUCGGAGUGCGGCCGGUGUUCGUCCAGGAUCAGAGCGCCCGCGAGAUCAACUUCCACUACGUGAACCGGGAACUGCUGUGGCACGGUUUUGCCGAGUUCCUCAUCUUUCUGCUGCCGCUGAUCAACGUGUGGAAGCUGAAGACCAGCGUGUCUGCGCUGUUCUCCGUUUCUGAUCAUUCAAACCAGAAAUCUGAGUCUGUCCAACGUCGCGAGUGUGGAAUAUGUGCCGAAUGGCCCAUCAUGCCUCAUUCCAUCGGGUGCAGCCACGUCUUCUGCUACUACUGCGUCAAAAGCCAUACGGCCGCCAACGUCUUCUUUACGUGUCCCAAAUGUGGUGCCGAGGUGACCGCCUUACAGCCGGUCAAGUUUCAAAUCGAAAUGGCGGAAAUGCAACAGACAUGAUGGUUUAAAAAAAAAAACCAGUCGUAGACUGUAACCAUAAUAUGAACUUCUGUUCGAAUCCCUGGAGACCGCCUCAUUAAAGACUUGUGCCUUUUUGUUGGCAUGAAAUAUGCAAGAAAAGGCAGGCGAGAGAUGAUCUCGAUGAUGCUUAGUUUCAAAUUAAAACGAUUUCUGUCGUUAAUUUAUUCCUGCUCAUUAAAGUUUGAUGAGGACUCGA